UACUUCCGCCAUUAAACUAGAACCUUCCAUUGCAAAGAAGCUUGAGGCUUGUGGGUAGACGUCUAUAUUCUCUAUCAAAACCCCAUCAAUUGAAAAGGCCAAUCUUUUUUCACUUGACCAACUAGGGUUUUUCUAGGGUUUAUUAUAGUUGAGAACCCUUUUACUUUCUGUCUUGCUUUAGCUUUUUUCAGUGUACUGAAAUGGUCAGCUCAAAUGGUCUUCGUCUUGCUCACCGGCUUGCUCGCUGCACCUUUUCUUCUGUUACUGGAUCUUUGUUAAAGGGUGGUUGUAGGGGGUAUAACACGCCAGUGUGCAAUCAAACAAGGGGAUUGUUUUAUUUCAAUUCUAAGAAUGGGGGCAGCGAAAGGGAUUGGUUAAGACUUGGGCAAUUCAAAUCCAAUUUUGGUGCCACAAGAUCAAUUCAUGGAACAGGCAUGAGUAUGAAAGAUUUUUAUGAGGUUCUUGGCGUCAAUCGAAAUGCAACUGCCUCUGAAAUAAAAAAGGCUUAUUAUGGGCUUGCAAAGCAACUGCAUCCAGAUAUGAACAAAGAUGAUCCAGAUGCCGAAAAAAAGUUUCAAGAAGUCUCAAAGGCUUAUGAGGUUUUGAAGGAUGAUAGUACACGUGAACAAUAUGAUCAGCUUGGGCAUGAUGCAUUUAAUAAUAUGAACAAUGGUGGAGGUGGAGGUCCUGGAUUUGAUCCAUUUGGUGGCUUCAAAAGUCCAUUUGAAGACAUGUUCAAAAAUGCUGAUGUAAGGACCAUAUUCUGGUUUAGUUCUGAUAAUUCAUUUGCAUUUGUCUUGGAAAAUUACUAUGGUGGUAUUCUGGAUUUUUAAUUUUUUCUCUAGCUG
Messenger RNA from Solanum stenotomum, 848 nucleotides. Its product is annotated as chaperone protein dnaJ GFA2, mitochondrial-like. The transcript is spliced from 7 exons. NCBI's taxonomy places the organism in Eukaryota, Viridiplantae, Streptophyta, Magnoliopsida, Solanales, Solanaceae. The record is from RefSeq and is a predicted model, not a curated record. Bases 201 to 833 code for a protein of 210 amino acids.